UUGCGGUCUAGCCACGAGGUCGGACUUCACUAUGUCGCCAGGUAACAUGCUUCUCAAUGCGGCCCAAAGUAGGCGUUCAUCGUUUCCUACGUCCCGUUAGCUUCGGCUCGGGACCUUCUCGUAUGUUUCAUCGGACUUCGUGUGUCUUCACCCUCUCCUCGCGGUGCAUGAGGCGAGACGCAUGCCGAAUAGCCGAUUCAUGGCUUGGAAUACGGAUGUCAUUGUGUCUACGAUGAUCCGUCGGCCGUAGAGGAGGUAUAUAUCUUCGCAAUUAUCUACCAAACGAGAAAAUCCAUCAGCUCAUCGCAUCAUUUCAUUCGCUUCUCCAGUCAUUCCUUUUGACCAUUUCCCCACAUUCGUUACAUUUCCAUUCAUUCGCAUUUUCGUUUCUGCGUCGCCAUGCGCACAGCUGGUCUCGUGGUGGCCCUUGGCAGCCUGCUCAAUGUUGCCUUUGCAAAUGUAGUCUGCAACACCGAGGCAGUACACUCAAAGCCCAGAAUCGUUUCUGCCGCCGAAAAAGACGGGCUCGCCACAUCCAUCGAGGAGGUUUGCAGCACCACCGACAGCUUCUCCGAAAGUCGAUCUGGAUCGACCGUUUUUACUAUCACUGGCACCGAUGAGGAUCUUGGCAGCGAUGACUGCGAGGCCCAGUUCCAUGCCAUCAUCGAGCAGUGUGUGGCUGGCCACAACUUUGGGGGUGGCAGGCUCAUCACUACGGAUGGGUUGACGCUCGAGGUGUCGACUACCGAUGCUGGAGGUAGUCACGCUCUGGAGGCGAGGAGGUCCAGGGGCGGUCGGUCCCGCACCAGCAGGACGCGCACACGCACCAAGCGCCCAAAGAAGACCAAGAAGCCGAAGAAAACUAAGACCAAGAAGCCUAAGAAGACGAAGGCCAAGAAGCCCAAGAAGCCCAAGACUAAGCAGCCUACCUCCUGCCCUCUUCCCAAGAAGAAGACCGGCAUCAAGCGCUUUAUCCCCGACUUCAUCCUCAAGCGCGCAGGCUCCUCCUCCGGCGGCGGCGCUGCCGGCUGCGCCCCCGAGGAGCUCACCGAGACCAACGCCUUCAAGUCCCUCGCCAAGGAGUUCCCCAAUGCCAAAGACGGCGAGUUUUACAAAUUCACCUCCAAGUCCCCUUUCACGGAGCCCGGCCCCAACGAAACCAACGACGAGCUCAAGCAGCUCCAGCGGACGUUGGGCUUCAACCACAUCGCUGUAGUCGUCGGGGAGGUCAAGAUCACGGAAAAGAUCAUCGGCAAGGGCGCCAAGGCGAAGAAGAAGGUGCACAAAGACUUCGUGGCUAGCAUCAUUGAUCUAUGGAAGAUGGAUAAUGGUGACUCGAAGUACAAUGAGAAGAGAUUCGAGCCAAAGAAGGUCUUCAAGCUGUGGGAUGGCCAGAAGACGACGAGGGCGAAGGCAGGUAAGGCGAAGAGCAAGGGUAAGGAGUACUUUGACGAGGCGGAUCAUAAGAAGUAUAGCGUUGCGACCAACAACUGCAACACUUUUGCUCAGACAUUGAUGAAGGAGAUAUAAGGGAUGUGUGAGGUACUGUUUUCGAGGUGGGCACGGGAAUGGAUGGAUGGGAUGACACUCAUCUAAAGACGGUGGUGAUAUGCAACGCAAUCGUCUGGUGUAGAGAGGUGAGGCUAUGGGAUUAUUCGAGAUAUCUGGUACGGGGGAGCUCCGCUGUCGAAGUGGAGAUGAUUCAAACUACAUUACAAAACAUUCAUCACAU
This is a messenger RNA of Paraphaeosphaeria sporulosa, 1732 nucleotides long. RefSeq lists its product as uncharacterized. The transcript has a single exon. The record is from RefSeq and is a predicted model, not a curated record. The coding region runs from base 400 to 1530 and encodes 376 amino acids. Lineage: Eukaryota; Fungi; Ascomycota; Dothideomycetes; Pleosporales; Didymosphaeriaceae.